Molecule: messenger RNA, 2563 nt
Organism: Gordionus sp. m RMFG-2023
Lineage: Eukaryota; Metazoa; Nematomorpha; Gordioida; Chordodea; Parachordodidae
Exons: 9
Coding region: 233-2416 (727 amino acids)
Source: RefSeq, a predicted model, not a curated record
UUUUUUCAAAAAAUUUAUUAAUAUUAAAUUAUAUUGAAGGAAAAAUUACAUGAAAAUCAAAAGCAACGAGAAAAUUACCUCCAUGGAAUUCGCAUGAAUCUAGAAGCUGAGAUUCAAAAGCUUAAAGGUAUUUGCAAUGAAUACAAAGAGAAAACCAUAGAUUUGUUUGGAAAAAUUAAUGAGGUGUAAAUCAUAUAUAUUUCCCAUUUAUAAUUUUUAAAAGAUUUCAAAUAUGCUGAAAUCGGCUCAGAAUAAAUUUAACCAAAUGAAUUUGUAUUAUCAAGAUGACAGAAAAUCAUGGCAGAAUAAUUCUGAUACUAUGAUGUCGGAAAUAAAAAUUUCGUAUGAAAAAAUUUUGGAAUUUGAGCAGCAGAUAUGUUUUAUUCGAGUGCAAAAUCAAAAUAUAACUCAGAAUCUAAAGGCAAAAAAUGAAGAAGUUCAAGAGCUCCAAGAACUACUAAAAGAUAAAGAAAGAGAAAUUGAGGGGCUGUUAAUAAUUAAAAAUAAUUGGUUAGAACUUAAUAAAGAUGCGUCUAAUUAUUCUACAACUUUUAAAAAAUAUCUAAAUUACAAAAGUUUUAUAAGAAACAGUAUACGUAGAUCCUUUAGCUUACCAAAUAUCCAUGAUUAUGCAAAUCAUCAGAUUAUAAAAAUCAAUAGAAGUCUAUCUCUUUCGGGGUGCACUAAUUAUUUAGAGAAAAAAAUAAAGAUGACAAAUCAUCUAGCAUAUGCGCUAAAGCAAUACAAGACUGUGAACAAAAAUAUGCAAAAUAAAAUUAUAAAUUUGGAACAUUUGCUUACUAUGGCUGAAAAUUACCAAAAUGAUAUCAAUUCUACUCAUUUAACUCAAGAUAUUGAAAAUAUAAAAUCUGAUUGUGAAAAAGAAAAAAUAUCCAACAAUUAUCUUACACACUUAUUAGAUACUGAACGAAAUAGAUGGAAAAUUGAAAAACAAAGCUAUAACAUUACCAUUAAGCAAUUGGAAGAAAAAGUUGAUAGCCUCAAGGUAGAAUUUAUUGAUUCAAAUAGGCGAAACAGUGCAGCCGAAAAAAUAAAAUUGAUUGAAAAAAGAUCUAACAUUGAAUUAUCUUGGAAUGUAGAACGCAAAGAAUUUAAAAAGCAAUUAGAUUUGGCAAAUGAAAAUAUAAAAAACUUGCAUCAUGAAAUAUAUAAUAUGCAACAAGGAUAUGAUAAGCAACGAUAUCGGCUUUUUGAACAGAUAGAUGAAGAAAAGGGAAUGCGACACAAAGAACGAGAAGAAUUAAUUAGAAAUCUAUAUCAACAUCAAGAACAAUUAUCCCAAGUUCAAUCAAUGUCUGAAGUAUCUAUGUAUUUGCUUAAAAGCGAAAUUGACAAAUUAAAAGAAAAAAACGAAUCUCUGCAAAAAAUUGUGCAGGAGACACGAAGAAGACGAAAAAAAGCUAAAUCAAAACUUGAAUUAUUUUUAAAAGAUAUCCAAAUUUUCCGUCAUUCGCGAUCUGAAACAAACCUAAAAGAAGAAACAAAUGAAAAAUCAAUAAAAAAUGAUGUUUUAAUUCGACACCCAAUUUGGGAUAAAAAUAAUAAUGAUAUGGAAUUAACUCUUAGUCAAAUAUCUGAAAUGACAAAACAAAUUUUGUUAUACAAUAAGUUACUAUCAAAACAAAAAGAAAAUUCAAAGAAAGAUUUUUUAUCUGCAUCCUAUGAACAGUCUCCUACAUCAUUAACAGAUAUAAGUAUAACAUCUCACUCUUUAUCGCUUAGGGAUGCCAGAGUUUUAUCCCUUUCAAGAUUAGGAAACAAAUUUUCACAAUCACCAACAAAUACUAUAAGCUCUUCCUGUAAUGAUAGCUUCGAUAAAACUAGUUUGCCCCCAGAUUUUUUGUCGAGACUUAAAAUAAAGUCUAAAUCAUUUUUUAAAUCAGACUUAAAUAUAACCUCAAAGAAACCUGUAUUGUUUAAUUCUUCUUUAAUCUCGCCAAAUCAGAAUUUAAAUCCAAAAAUAGAUGAAAGUCCCAAUCUCACAUUACCCAAAGAUAUAAAGUUUGCAAAUCAAUCGAUUACAAAUGCUAAAAUAAGUUUAACAAAUAAACAACCUCUAAUAAAGGAUAAAAUCAAAAUGUUUUCAAAUUCUAAUAUGUAUUUAAAUCAAAGAAAAAACGCCCCUGCUCCAGUAUGUUUCUCAAAUAACUCUUCAUUUUCAUUUAAUAAAUCUAAAACACCUGUCCAAUCUCUAAAUUUAGCUGCGAAAGCUUCUGCUUUAAAAAAUUCAAGCAAAUCUCUAAAUUUAUUCAAAAAAUUUGAGGGGCCCAAUUACAAUCUUACAAAAUCCUUCAGACCCAAGAUUCAAACAAACUCAUACAAUAAAAUGUCAUUAAGUAAACCCAUAGCGAUUGUCGAAGGCCAGAAACACGAAUUACCUAUUUACAAAAAAUAAUUUCCUUUUUAUAUUUUUGAUUUUUAAGAUCAAUUAUAAAAUUGGUUGGCUUAUUUACAUACAAAUUAUAUUAUAUAAUAAAUAAUACUAUAUAUUUAUUAUUAUGUAUACUUCAAUUUAUCAUUAAUAUUUGAUUAUUUAUUUAUA